AUGUCCUUGUCCCAGGGUUCAAAUUUUUUCCUCGAGCGCCAGCUCAUAGGAGAAAGGUUAUUAAAUGACACGCAUGUUUGUGAUUCUCAUAUUGAAGAGAUUCGGGAGUAUCUUGCCAUUCCGUACCGAAACCACAACGCCACCAAAUUCACCCGCAUUCGUCUCCAGGGGUACUCCAGAGCUUUGCAGUGUGACCUAGCACUUAUCAGGACGCCCCGUCAAAACCAGAUGGAUAAUUUCGUCAUUUGCCCAUCAGUGUUCAUCUCUGAUGAAAACUGUCAUGCUCCUAAACCCUCACUUCAGGCUCAACCAGACGGCAUGCAGGUGUUAAAUGGCGAAGUCCGACAGAGAGGUGUAUACCAUGGACCUGUCUCCCCAGAAGCAAAAGCCAACGCACAGAAUUUCAUGCUUGAGGCUAACAAUCCCAGUGACGAUGCGAUUUCCAUAAUCCCACAAGGAAGAACACUGGUUGCCGUAGGCAAUUACGGAACGAAGAUGCUAAACUGCUCAAGAAUAUCUGUGCCGUUGGUCGGAACCAUCCCUUCGCAGGCGGAUAUAAUCACCCCAAGCUUGACAGCGGAAAUCUGCGAGUGUAGUGUGUUUGUCAAGGCUGUAGGACCUAACAGCGAAUUCCCUUCUACUAAUUCUGCUACUGUAGCGGAACGGCGAUACUGCGAUGGUAUUCAACUUCUCUCAAAUCAUGCCACGGGUUACAAUUGCCCCACGAAACCGAGCACCGAUCAUCGAAAUUUGAAGGCUGGCUCGAUAAUAUGUCGCCCAAAACGAGAGGACCACGAAUACUAUCAGGGCCGGGAUUCCUCCAAAUGCCGCCUAAAUGACAUCCUAGCCCGCUACCGAGAGAAGACAACGGCGAAACGAGACCAUACUGAUUUCUGGGAGGAGAGAAAUAGCAAGCCAGGCCCUAACUCCAAGCUUCCUUCCUAUAGAGGUGAGUACGAUUAUUGCCUCGCUAUUGAAGGAGAGAUGAGGGAUCCUUCUCUUACCCUAGAGUUUGUCGAGGGUAUAAAGGAGAAAUGGAAAUUUUCCCGGAAUCGAGUGCGCGAUGACUGCAGGAUGUGGAGAGCAGCGGAAGGUACUGUCUCUCAAGCAAGUAAAUAUCUCGCGCAGAAGAGAGAACUAGUCGACGCGAUCCGCAAAAUUGAGGAUGUGGAGAAGUGGAGGUUAGGUUUAAACCCGGAGGCGGCACCAUGUGAGUGGCUCUUUGAGCCACUCACAGCCAUUCCACUCCGUAUGCUUUGGGUACCGCAAUGA
This is a messenger RNA of Venustampulla echinocandica, 1272 nucleotides long. RefSeq lists its product as uncharacterized. Bases 1 to 1272 code for a protein of 423 amino acids. The transcript has a single exon. NCBI's taxonomy places the organism in Eukaryota, Fungi, Ascomycota, Leotiomycetes, Helotiales, Pleuroascaceae. The record is from RefSeq and is a predicted model, not a curated record.